CGUUUCAUUUGAACACUCGCAACUCCCGCCUGGUUCGAAAAUUUUUGCACUCUUUUUAAUUUCGUGAAGCAGGACUGAUUUUCUGUUCGAGGCAGCUGUGCGAGUGAACCAGUAUGGACAUCCAGAGUAUUGAACCAAUGACACUCGGCUCCCCAACCUCCCCCAAGCCUGGGGCUCAGUUUUUACCUGGGUUUCUGAUGGGAGACCUUCCUGCUCCAGUUACACCUCAACCUAGGUCUUUUGGGUUGACGGGAGGUGGGGCAGAAACAAGGUCUCCUCUGCUGGCUGGGGGAUCUCCUCCACAGCCGGUUGUCCCAACACCUAAAGACAAGAGUGGAGCCCCUCCAGUCAGAAGCAUUUAUGAAGACCUCAACAGCUCUGGUGUGGGAAUGUCACCUCUCGCUGCUCGCAAACAACCAUUUGCUGGAGUGCAUACACCACUGUCUGGUUUACCAGGGACACCAGGGACAGCUUCAAAUUUGUUUAGCCCAGCAGGACAACAGAGGAAGAUGACACUUUCCCCAGCUCAAGUAGAUCCCUUCUUCACACAAGGAGAUGCUCUGUCCUCUGAAGACCAGCUGGAUGACACCUGGGUCACAGUGUUUGGGUUCCCUCCAGCAUCUGCUUCAUACAUCCUUUUACAGUUUGCACAGUAUGGAAACAUAAUUAAACAUGUAAUGUCUAAUACAGGAAACUGGAUGCACAUUCAGUAUCAGUCUAAACUGCAGGCACGAAAAGCUCUCAGCAAAGAUGGAAAGAUAUUUGGAGAAGCCAUAAUGAUUGGUGCCAAACCAUGUAUUGAUAAGAGUGUAACGGAAGUUUCAGACAAAUGCAGUACUUCCAGUUCUGUGUUCACACCCCCGCUGAAGGCUCUCUGCACCCCCAGUCACCCUUUAUCAACUCCGCGAUCUGUCAUGAGACCUCUCAGCUCUGCUUACAAUGCAUCCAGCAGUGACUACCAGGUUGUGUCAGAUCAACAGACACCAAAAAAGGAUGACAGUUUUGUGUCUAAGGCUAUGGAAUAUAUGUUUGGAUGGUAAUCUGUCAAAGGGUCCUGAUGGAAAAAAAACUCUGAAGCCAUCAACAGCCUCAGAUAUGUUGACACUGCUCUAAAAACUGACAUUGGGUUUUUCUCUGAGCACAAGUAAUGAAUACAAAAGCACUUUCUCAAUGUUUGUGGACUAAUUGACUUUGUGUGCUGUAUUAUGGAAGAUGGACUCUUGAAUUAUUUCAAUGGACUGCUUUCGGCUGCUGUAUUUGCUUUGGUAUUACUCCCUAAAACUGUCCUGAAUAUGGCUCAAAAUCUUAUGUUUUAAUUGAACAACCUGCUGGUGAGCAUUAAGUGUUUCAGGUCCAUCCAAAACAUGCAUUCUGCCAAAAAAGGCUUAAUCUCGGAAAAUUAUGUAUCCAAAUCAAGACACUCACCCAAAUGGGACCCUAUUGUGCAAAUAUCUUGAAUAUCUUGCUUGGCAUCGUACAUGGUUAUAGUCUGAUUUAUGUAGAAGAAUGGAUCUCACAAGAGAACAUUAUUGAUAACACCUUCAACUUUCUGAGAUUAAGGCCUUAAACUUUUCAUUGGUUUGUAUACUUCUGAUUUUAGGUUAUUGUGGGUUUUCACUAACUUGAUCAAUUAUUUUAAUAAAUCAGAAAAUCAAUUUUUAGAAGUGUCUGAUUUUGAAAAUAUCUUUUCUCUUUAAUAAACAACACUGUUUAACAAGAAACUGUAGUUUGUUGACUCUUAAGUGUCAUAUAUACUGAAUUAUUAACCAGUCAGGCAAAAUGAAGCUAAAACAUGAAGCUAAAUAAUUAGCUCUUUCUUCAGUAUUGAAAAUAUGUGACUAAUAAGCCUCAGUGUCAUUUAUGAUGGAGAGGCACAUUUUUUGUUUUUUUGCUAUUUUGUAAUAGGCUUAAUGUAAGACUUCUUGUGUUUAAUAAAUCUCUAAAGUAAUUCUGCAAAAUAACUGGAAUGUGAGUUCUUGAUUUUAUUUGCUAUUUUGUCAUCUCAAUAUUAAGGAAAUUUCAUAUGUGUACUUUGUGUUUUCUGAAUAAUUAUGUAUUUAGUAUUUGGAAGUGAUUAAUUUAUAGCUGACUCUUAAAUUCCAGUCUCUCACAGAACUGAAGAUUUUGGACAUGGUUUUAUGACAUGACUAAGCAGUUGAGCAUUGCAUGGCAUCAUAAAUAAAUGAGCAUCUGGUGUUUUUUAAAUGCAUGCCAUUUCCAAAACGGUCAUACAAUUAUUUCCUGAUGAAUACACAAUUUGCUCCUAUUUAUAGCUUCUCUUCCUUGAGUCAGACUUAAGACUACAAAUAUUAAAACACUUGAGACAUGAUUUUGACCUUAUCACAGUUGUGUAUGUCUUGCUCGAGUGGAUGCUAUGUGCAGUGAUUUGAAUCAUCUGAACUGUGAAGGGAAAAAUCCUAUUAUGUGUUAUAAUUGAAAACAAUUCUCAACCCAGGUACUGUAUAUUGUGUGCAAAUAGCCAAACAAGUUAAUCAUAUUUGAACCAUUUUGAUAGUAACAUCUAAAAUGUAACAAUACAAGCAUGUAGUUUGUUUCAAGUUUAUGUCUGUUCCUGAAUAAUUAUCCAUAGAUAAUUCGUGCUCACUAGGUAAGUCUAUCUGGAGUCACGAAGACAUCGACUAUUAAAGCAAACAUCAGCUACAACAACCAUAAUUUUUUAACAAGAGGACCCUGUGAAUGUUGCAUUUGUUUACAGUAAUCUUGUUCCAUCUUUCCUCAGUGAACAGGCAAUUAUUGUAUCUGUGUAUGAUACUGAAGUUAAAUGGCAAAAUUAAACUGCA
Myxocyprinus asiaticus (Chinese sucker) is the source of this 2801-nucleotide messenger RNA. RefSeq names its product nucleoporin 35 (gene nup35). The record is from RefSeq and is a predicted model, not a curated record. Bases 114 to 1040 code for a protein of 308 amino acids. NCBI's taxonomy places the organism in Eukaryota, Metazoa, Chordata, Actinopteri, Cypriniformes, Catostomidae. Gene Ontology annotation, biological process: nuclear pore organization; NLS-bearing protein import into nucleus; regulation of DNA-templated transcription. Gene Ontology annotation, molecular function: single-stranded DNA binding; phospholipid binding; structural constituent of nuclear pore. The transcript has 9 exons. Gene Ontology annotation, cellular component: nuclear pore nuclear basket; nuclear membrane; nuclear pore central transport channel.